AUGCGGAAAGGCCUGCUCACAAGGAUCAGCCCAAAAGGAGUGGAAAUGAGACAGUGCUUAAUGCAAAACUUUAGAUUUGUGAGGGAUGCUCCGGGGGUUAGUGCGGCACCCCGCUUUGCCUGCUCUUUGUUGCGGCAGAUUGAGUCGAGCAGCAAGGAAGGCCUGCAUGUGGCCGCAGAAACGGCCGCUGGAAGCACCCAUGUCCAGGCCCAAGCCAACACAAACCACACAACCUGGGUGCCCGCGUCUAUUGGACUCUUACCUGUAUCUUCCAACGAGCGUUAUUUUUCUGCUCAAGUUGUUAUUUGA
Effrenium voratum is the source of this 309-nucleotide messenger RNA. Lineage: Eukaryota; Dinophyceae; Suessiales; Symbiodiniaceae. The record is from the annotation of a GenBank genome assembly.